Messenger RNA from Mycosarcoma maydis (corn smut), 660 nucleotides. RefSeq lists its product as uncharacterized. Bases 1 to 660 code for a protein of 219 amino acids. The record is from RefSeq and is a predicted model, not a curated record. Gene Ontology annotation, cellular component: GINS complex. Gene Ontology annotation, biological process: DNA strand elongation involved in mitotic DNA replication; DNA replication. Lineage: Eukaryota; Fungi; Basidiomycota; Ustilaginomycetes; Ustilaginales. The transcript has 2 exons.
AUGUUUGGAGAUCAAGCGUUCAAGUUGGCGACGGAGGCCAAGGCGUGUUUGAACCUAGACAGUGUCAAGCCGUACAACGAUGAGCUGAUUCGCGCGCUCAUAUUGGAGACCAAGCAACUGCAUGCGCAUCUGACGACAUUGCUGUCUACGCUCGAGGAUUCUGCACAGCAUACAGCCGUCGAGGUGGCUGGGUUGCAAUCACAACUGCUCAUGCUUCACCUUAUCAUAUCGUACAACAAACGGUCUCUGCUGAUAUACCACAACGUCCGACUAGACCUUGUCAUGUCCCACCUCUCGCGUCACUCGUUCUCUCUACGCAUUCUCUUCUCCCACCACCCGGCGCUGCGUACCGCACUCUCCGCCAUCGAACACGACCACCUUCGACGCUACUCGGACCUCAUCCAUCGAACCAAACUCUCGUACCUCAACCUCUCGCCCAGCCUGAAACUCGACAUCGCAGAUACCCAAGUCUUCGAACCGCUCCCCACAGACCCGCUCGUCACUGUCAAGGUGAAUCGAGACCUCAACGAUAUCUGGCUCACCUCUUCCCAAUCCGCACCCACUUCAAUGCGCAAAGACCAAACGCUCACCAUCAACAGAGCUGACGUCCGACCGCUCAUCGCAAGAGGCUGGCUUACUGUACUAGACGACCCCCGAUAG